Messenger RNA from Equus caballus (horse), 3018 nucleotides. It is a transcript of the gene ARC, whose product is annotated as activity regulated cytoskeleton associated protein. Gene Ontology annotation, cellular component: actin cytoskeleton; cytoplasm; plasma membrane. Gene Ontology annotation, biological process: regulation of neuronal synaptic plasticity; positive regulation of AMPA receptor activity; cytoskeleton organization. Gene Ontology annotation, molecular function: mRNA binding. The record is from RefSeq and is a predicted model, not a curated record. NCBI's taxonomy places the organism in Eukaryota, Metazoa, Chordata, Mammalia, Perissodactyla, Equidae.
UGGGCGCAGAGCUCCGGCGCGUCUCCUCCCGCACCGCCGCAGCUGUCGCACCGGGACGCAGCCGGGACCCAGCCGGACCGAGCGCGCUCCGCAGGACUCAGCGCCACAGGCAUCUCCGCACAGCCGGCCGCCAGCAACCCCUCCUCAGCCCCAAGACGACUUUGCAGCCCUCUGCCUCCCGCCUGUCCGAGCGUCGCGGCCACCUGCGCGCAGAUGGAGCUGGACCACAUGACGAGCGGCGGCCUCCACGCCUACCCCGGGCCGCGGGGCGGGCCGGUGGCCAAGCCCAACGUGAUCUUGCAGAUCGGUAAGUGCCGGACCGAGAUGCUGGAGCACGUGCGGAGGACCCACCGGCACCUGCUGGCUGAGGUGUCCAAGCAGGUGGAACGUGAGUUGAAGGGGCUGCACAGGUCGGUGGGCAAGCUGGAGAGCAACCUGGAUGGCUACGUGCCCACCGGCGACUCGCAGCGCUGGAAAAAGUCUAUCAAGGCGUGCCUCUGCCGCUGCCAGGAGACCAUCGCCAACCUGGAGCGCUGGGUCAAGCGCGAGAUGCACGUGUGGCGGGAGAUCUUCUACCGGCUGGAGAGGUGGGCGGACCGCCUGGAGGCCAUGGGCAGCAAGUACCAGGUGGGCAGCGAGCCAGCCCGCCAGACCGUCUCGGUGGGCGUGGGGGGUCCUGAGAACUACUGCCAGGACGCCGAUGCCUACGACUACACAGUCAGCCCCUACGCCAUCACCUCGCCGCCCGCCGCUGGCGAGCUGCCUGGGCAGGAGCCGGUGGAGGCCCAGCAGUACCCGCCCUGGGGGCCAGGCGAGGACGGGCAGCUGAGCCCCGGCGUGGACACGCAGAUCUUCGAGGACCCCAGGGAGUUCCUCAGCCACCUGGAGGAGUACCUGCGACAGGUGGGCGGCUCCGAGGAGUACUGGCUGUCACAAAUUCAGAACCACAUGAACGGGCCGGCCAAGAAGUGGUGGGAGUUCAAGCAGGGCUCGGUGAAGAACUGGGUGGAGUUCAAGAAGGAGUUCCUUCAGUACAGCGAGGGCACGCUGUCCCGUGAGGCCAUCCAGCGCGAGCUGGACCUGCCGCAGAAGCAGGGGGAGCCGCUGGACCAGUUCCUGUGGCGCAAGCGCGACCUGUACCAGACGCUGUACGUGGAUGCCGAUGAGGAGGAGAUCAUCCAGUACGUGGUGGGCACCCUGCAGCCCAAGCUCAAGCGCUUCCUGCGCCACCCGCUGCCCAAGACCCUCGAGCAGCUCAUCCAGAGGGGCAUGGAGGUGCAGGAUGGCCUGGAGCAGGCGGCUGAGCCAGCCGGGCCCCGCCUCCCCACCGAGGACGAGGGUGAGGCAGAGUCCGUCACGCCGGCCCUCACCAACGAGUCCGUAGCCAGUGACCGGACCCAGCCCGAAUAGAGGGCAGUCAGGGCCCCCACCUGCCCACCACACCGCGCCUGUGGCCUUUGCAAACCAGGACUUUCGAGCUGGGCUGACUCCUGCAGGGGGGGCCCUCAUCCUCAUCCAGCCGGGCCCCCACCUCAGCCUCCCAGCCUGACUCACACAGGCACACGUCAUCCAGAUGUGGACAGCACCCCCCAAACAGCAAAGGAGCCCUUCUCCCCUGUAGGGCCCCUGCCCCAUCACCCUCCCUCCGUCUGUCUUCCCCACCCCUGUACCUGCCUGGGCCAGUGACCCUCCUCCACCGCACCCCCCUCCCCCCAGCCAUGGCAGGCCAUCUCAGCUUCCUUAUUCUGCUCAAAACCCGGGCUCUCUGGGUACUCAGAAACCAAAUGUCCAGAUGGCACGGACCGGCAGGCACCGACCUCAAAAAACACCCCAGAGCAAAAGCUAAAGCAGAACCAGUGCUAUGAGAACCUCGGCUUCAGGGGCGCCGCCCUCUCCUGGCUGUCACCACAUAGCCGGCUGGCACCCUUGCCGCCGCCCAGGGCGGCGGGCCAGCCUCGGGCAGUGUGGCUCCCUCCCCCAGAAGAGAGCUGAAGCCGAAAACACGGCAGCGGCAGCCGCAGCAGCAACAGACCUGAGCAAACUCCUGGUGCCUCCUGGCCCCUCAGCAUCAGUGAUUCACGCCAGCCUGGAGAAGGCUUGAGCUCGGCUCGAUGACUCACCCUUGGCAGGCGGAAGGUCCCACAGGGCCUGAGUCUUCAAACCCGGCUGAGGCGGCAGCCGGUGUCCUCGGAGCCAGGAGAAUGACAACAGGUCUCAAGGCUCCCGCCAAGCCUUUGCUGCUGUGCCUGGCACCACCCCCUCCCGUCUCCUCCGCAAGCUGCCUGCACAGGAGGAGAAGUACAGGCCCGUGAGGGAGGGGGGCUGCAGAGAGAAGGGGACCCUGACAGAGCUGCCGGUGAAGAUGGGCCAGUGUGAGGGCCAGGGCCUGCCACUUUGCCUGCCCCGCUGGCCACCAGCCUGUCCACCCCUAGGGCCACUGUGGCUGGAGCCACCUUGUCUUGCUCCAGCCUGAGAACCCCCGCCUACCACGUGGCCAUCCUCUACUGCCAGAGCUUUCUGCGAGCCUGGGGCUGAGGCCACAGCCCCUGCCUCUGCCCCGAGGCCCCAGGCCCAGCCCCAGGAGAUCCAGAAGCUUUUGCUCCUGGGGCUCACGUGGGCUCUCUGCCAGCCCUGCCGUUGCCCAGGCCCGGACCCCCGCCUCCCCCAGCACCAACACCCCGGUGCUGGCCAGCCGCUCAUGUCUGCAGCCCAAGCAGGCCCUGGUUGGGGGUUCCUCUUCUGCCAGUCCACUAGAGAUUCGGGUCACUAACGAUGUCUGCAGGUGACUGCUGGCCCCCCAUCUCUGCCAGGCCCCCCAGAUUUUAUUAUUGCACAUAAGCCAUAAGCCACACUCACAGGCUGGCACAGGCUGCAGGGAGGUCCUAGGGUCCUCAAUUGGAUUUGGCCAGUCGCCCCACCCCCAAGCCAUGAAGGUCAGGCCAGGCUGUGUACACCCCUGCCACCAUACCUGAAGACAGACUUUUUUGUAAUAUUUUGUUAAUAAAACACUGAAACUUC